GAUAAUUCUUGCAGCCUAACGAUAUUCAUCCCUAGCAUCACGUAUGUCAUAUCGCGUUUCGCAUGGAAAUAUCUUGAAAUAAUAAAUAACAAACCAACAGAGGCAUUGCAACCCGGAUUGUGCUGACAAAAAACACAUGCAACAGAAUAAAAGACCCUGUGCAUCGUGAAACAACACAACGACGAGAAACAGAAGAAAAGCAGUGUUCAUCCAUAUAAUCGCGUUGUUUGAAGGGCCUUUUCGCUAAGAUAGGAUUCGGCCAACACCACAGAUUCUCUUCUCUCAACCCAUAGUAUUGACGCAGUGAUUUUGCAAUACUCGGGCGGCAGCUCGCACGCACCGUAAUAGGGCUACCACUUUCACCCCCGCCCCCCUACAACUUCAUCGCUUUUCUGCUACUUUACCACUACCUCUGCCUUAUACCUGUUCCUGCCUGUACACUUCCGCACUCUGUGCUGUACUGGUAACUCAGUACCGGAUCCCGUGAUCGCUUAUCAGGCUCAUCUCCUCCGCACAACUGUCUCCGGCCACUCCUUCCGGUCAACCAGUGUCCAAACUGCAUAUGCUUCUUGGACUAAUAGGGGUCCUCUGUGCGCAUUUAAAUCCUGCCACUUGUUGCUGCUGAAUUCAUGGUAAUCUAGAGUAUUUCCAAAUAUUACUUUAUAAGCAGGUUAAUUUGAUUAUUAAUUAAUUAUGUCGUAUGCCAAUCAAAAAGAUACGCGAAAAUCCGGUUACAAAUGCAUUAUUCCUACCUGUCUGUCUGGAUAUAGAAAAAGUUCGGCCAAUUUACCUGUAAAGUUAUUCAAAUUUCCAUCGGAUCCAUUGUACUUCAAUAAAUGGGUUGAGGUUUGUGGCUUAGAUAAAAAUUUGGUGAAAAAAAGUGCACAUAUUUGCGUACGGCAUUUUAAAGCCGAGGAUAUAGGAAUGCGUAAAUUGAAGUCCAAAUCAAUACCAGCAUUGAAAUUGUCUGCUAAUACUCCAUUGAAUCAGUUGCAUGAAGGUUUUUAUGAUGAGAAUUCAUUUUCGGGCAAUGCAGAAGAUAACGAACCAAUUGAAAAUCCAAUGAAAUCAGAGGGAAUCAAACUGGCCGAAGUUCAUAAUAACAUUUCAAACGAACUAGAGCAAGAGUCCGAAACAGAAACACCUGAUAAAGAUCCACUAGAAAAUAAUGAAUUGAAUUCAAGUAUUUAUGGUGAGAAUUCCUUUUCGGGCAAGGCAUUAUAUAACGAACCAAUUGAAAAACCUAUGAAAUCAAAGAGAAUCAAUCCGACCGAAGUGCAUACUACAAUUUCGAACAAACUAGAGCAACGGUCCGAAAAAGACACGCCUGAUGUAGAUCCACUAGAAAAUAAUGAAUGGAUUGAUGUCAAAUGUUGUAAAAACUGCAUAGAAAAAGAUAAAAACGAGGCAUAUUUCACGAGAAAAUACUUUGAGUUAUUGGCAGAAAAAGAUAAAAAAGAGGAAGACAUUAACAAAUGGAAGAGACGAUAUGCGUCCCUGAAACAAUCUAUAUCUCGGGCCAAUGCUCAUAGGCGCCGGAAAACUAAAACUAACUCAAAUUUGUCUGUUCUUCCCAUAAUAGCCAACAUGUCUCAUGUUUCUACGGAGGCAAAAACGAUAUGUAUCAUGCUUUUGAAAAAGUCACAGAUCUUUAGCCCCGCAGAAAGAGUUAUUGCGCAAAACUUAAACUUUUACUCGAAAAGGACUUAUGAAUACCUCCGAGAUGUUUUAAACUUACAUUUGCCAGCAAAUAUAACUUUAGAUCGAUGGAGUGAGCGUUUCGGAUCAGGAUUUACUCCUAAAUUACUCGGGCCCCAGUCCCCAAAAAAAGUUGUAUAAAUUGCUAAGGAAGGGAAAUUAUAGCCAAAUACAUAAAAGCUGUUGGUGAGAGAGGUCUGUGUUUUCACGAUAUAUUAUAUAUAUACUAAUAUUUGUAUUGUUUAAUUUAUUUUACUCUGUCGGAUUUCGUAAAUCAUGCUAAUAAAUAAAAUCGGUCGCACAGUGGUGUCUCAGCUGAAAUCA
Drosophila miranda is the source of this 2022-nucleotide messenger RNA. RefSeq lists its product as uncharacterized. NCBI's taxonomy places the organism in Eukaryota, Metazoa, Arthropoda, Insecta, Diptera, Drosophilidae. The coding region runs from base 694 to 1839 and encodes 381 amino acids. The transcript is spliced from 4 exons. The record is from RefSeq and is a predicted model, not a curated record.